AUGGAGAAGCGAGAGACCAUUGUCUUAUACCUUUAUUGUCCCCUCUUUCUAUGCCGUCGCUCUCGCUCCCAUCCAGCCGUAUCCUCUCCCUCACUACCCGCUGACACCUCUCCAACCCACCUCACAAUCACUCCGUCCCAUCCACCCCGCCAUCUCCUCUCCCUUACCUCCCCGCCGUCGCCUCCCUCCUCCUCGCCGUCGCCUCCCUCCUCCCCGCCGUCGCCUAUCCUCCUCCCCGCCGUCGCAUCUCCUCCUCCCCGCCGUCGCCUCUCCCUCCUCCCCGCCGUCGCCUCCCUCCUCCCCGCCGUCGCCUCUCCUCCUCCCCGCCGUCGCCUCUCCUCCUCCCCGCCGUCGCAUCUUCUCCUUCCCCGCCGUCGCCUCUCCUCCUCCCCGCCGUCGCCUCUCCCUCCUCCCCGCGGUCGCCUCUCCCUCCUCCCCGCCGUCGCCUCUCGCUCCUCCCCGCGGUCGCCUCUCCCCACUCCCCCCCAUCGCCUCUCCUUCCCUCUCCGCCGUCUCGUCCGGCGACAGAAGAAAGAGAUGGAGCGCGAGGGAGAGCGUGUGCGCAUGAGAGAGCGUGUGAGAGAGCGCGUGAGAGAGCGCGUGAGAGAGCGCGUGAGGGAGCGCAUGAGAGAGCGCGUGAGGGAGCGCAUGAGGGUGCGCGUGAGGGUGCGCGUGAGGGUGCGCGUGAGGGUGCGCGUGAGGGUGCGCGUGAGGGUGCGCGUGAGGGUGCGCGUGAGAGAGCGCGUGAGAGAGCGCGUGAGAGAGCGCGUGAGAGAGCGCGUGAGCGAGCGCAAGAGAGCGCGUGAGAGAGCGCAAGAGAGCGCGUGCGUGAGAGCGCGUGAGAGAGCACAUGAGAGAGUGCGUGAAAGCGCUUGUGAGAGAGCGCGUGAGGAGCAUGACCAACAAUCAUAA
Closterium sp. Naga37s-1 is the source of this 912-nucleotide messenger RNA. NCBI's taxonomy places the organism in Eukaryota, Viridiplantae, Streptophyta, Zygnematophyceae, Desmidiales, Closteriaceae. The record is from the annotation of a GenBank genome assembly.